CACAAGGCUCGCAUCUGCCAAAACAGCUACUGCUGAGAAGAAGCCUGGUGUGGGAGCUGCAAGAAGGCCUGCUUCGGCUACAACAGCUGCUGCCAAGAAAACAACAACAGGUGCAGCUUCAGCCUCAGCACCUGCCACAAAAACAGCUGCAGCUAGGAAGGUGGGUACCACAGGUGCUGCAGGAAAAGCAGACACCAAAGCAACACCAAGGGCACAGUCCGCAGCCGCAGCCAAGUCAGCUGCAGAGAAGAAGACACCAGCUACACCUGCGAGGGCAAAGUCUGCACCCGUAGCAGGUGCUGCAAAGGCAACCCCAAAAGCUGGGGCCAAGGCACCUGCCGACAAGACCGAAGGCUCCAGCAACACCUGCAGCCAAGGACGCAGUCAUGAAGAAUAAGGUCAAGACUCCCAGUGGGAAGGGAGCACCGACACCAGGCAGGACUCCAGGAAGAGCCAUGCAGCCCUUUGAGCAGUACAUCAGUAGAGAGGCUGUGGCAGAGGGGUUGAAGAAAGGAGACUUCAUUAAGGGUGCCUUGAGAAUUAAUGCCAGGAACUUUGAAGAUGCCUACGUUCCUGCUCCAGAUGGAAUGUCAGAUCUGUGCAUCCCUGGUCUCCAUGCCCGUAACAGAGCCCUGAACGGGGACAUUGUGGUACUAAAGGUGCUGCCUAGGUCUGAGUGGAGGGUGUUACAACAGGAAUAUGACCUGUUCAAAAGUCUAAAGACAGCUGCAACAGCUGAAGGUGCUAGUCCAGUCACACAGCUGACAGAAGGCAUGAAGCAGUUAGCACUCCACACACCUGAACCUGCAGGUGCCCGGGCAGCUGCAGACACCACCGCUGGACCUCAGUCUCCACUUACAGAAGGCAGCGGGGACGCCGCUUCUUCCAGUGGUACUGCUGAGUCCACCAAGGAGAGCGGCUCCUCAAAGUCAUCGGAAAAAGGACCCGAAGAGAAGAACGAUAGAAAAAAGAAAGACGCUGUUGGGAAGGAGAAAAGUGCAGGGGCGAAAACUCCCACCAGAGGAGCGGCGGCGAAGGGUGCAGGAGCGAGGACUCCCGCUAGAACUCCGGAUAGACAGGCUGGGAGAUUGAAACCUGGGGAACAAACAACACCUAAAGGGAGACAACCUCCCAAACCAGGGUCUGCUAAAAAGACACCCAAGCCAGCAGAGAAACCAGGUAUCGACCCCACCACAGUUCCUGAACAAUUCCUGCAGAAAACUGCCAAGGUAGUUUACAUCUACGAGAAGAAACAUUCCAGAGCCUGUACAGGCCACCUGAAGAAACUGGAUGACAAGGACAAGGAGAAGGUGCUGUUUUCCCCCAUGGACCACCGUCUGCCCAGGUUAAAGGUCCCGCUGGAGGACUGUCCUCCGAGGUUCAAGGAACGACCAGACGACCACGCCAAAUUCCUCUUCAUCGCCAGAAUAACAGACUGGAAGGAAGACUCCGGCUUUGCCGAAGCGAGGUUAGCAAAGAGCCUUGGAGAAGCUGGACAGAUAGAGCCUGAGACAGAAGGGUUACUGGUGGAGAAUGGAGUGGACUUCUCAGAGUUCAGCGAAGUGGUUCUACAGUGCCUGCCUCAAGAUUUACCAUGGUCCAUUCCAGCUGAGGAGUUUGAGAACAGGAGGGACCUGAGACUGGACUGUAUCUUCACUAUUGACCCUGCCACAGCCAGGGACCUGGACGACGCUGUGUCCUGUAACAAACUUGACGACGGUACGUACGAGGUGGGAGUUCACAUAGCAGAUGUGAGUUACUUCAUCCAGGAGAACACAGCCCUGGACCUGACAGCAGCGUGCAGGGCUACCAGUGUGUACCUGGUACAGAAGGUGAUUCCCAUGCUGCCCCGUCUACUUUGUGAACAGCUAUGCAGCCUGAACCCUGCAGAGGAGCGUUUGGCGUUCUCUGUGAUCUGGAAGUUGACAGAGACAGGAGACGUGCUGGAUGAGUGGUUCGGCCGGACCAUUAUUCGUUCCUGUGUGAAACUGAGCUAUGACCACGCCCAGAGUAUCAUCGACCAUCCUGACCAGCCCCCUACACAGGACCAGCUGCCUCCCAUCUCUGAUGGACACUCUAUACAGGAGGUGGCAGACAGGGUUCUCAACUUGUACAAGAUCUCUCAGAACCUGAGGAAGAAGAGAUUUGAUGGUGGAGCUCUGAGGUUGGAUCAGCCCAAACUGGCCUUCUCCCUGGACUCUGAAUCAGGACUGCCCAACGGCUGCUCUGUGUACCAGAUCAAAGACAGCAACAGACUGAUAGAAGAGUUCAUGCUGCUGGCCAACAUGGCGGUGGCUCACAAGAUCCACCAAGCAUUCCCAGAGCGAGCGGUCCUGCGCCGCCACCCCCCUCCCCAGCCCAAGAUGGUGGAGGACCUGGUGAAGACCUGCGGUACCAUGGGGAUCAACCUGGACGUCAGCAGCUCUGGGGCGCUGCAUCAAUCCAUUGCUCGAUACAUUGGAGAUGAUAUGGAGACUCAGGCCACUUUCUACAUCCUGACUGCCAUGGCAUCCAAACCUAUGCAGCUUGCGAAGUACUUCUGCAGUGGCUGUGUCCCAGAAGAGGGUCUGUACCGUCACUAUGCCCUGAACGUGCCUCUGUACACACACUUCACCUCACCCAUCAGGAGAUACGCUGAUGUACUGGUACACAGGCUGCUAGGGGCAUGUCUGGGUUGUGCUCCAGCCGUGGAGAAGUCUGCUGAGGAGUUACAGGGUAUGACAGACCACUGCAACGACAGGAAGGAUGCCUCCAAAAGGGUUCAGGAGGCCAGUGCAGACAUGUUCUUUGCCUCUUUUGUCAAGGAGUGUGGUCCCCUGGAGGAGGAUGGAAUGGUGAUGGGGGUACUGGACCAGGCAGUGGACGUACUGGUGUGGAGACUGGGAGUCGUCAAAAGGGCGUACUGCAACGCCAUCCCCUUGAAGAGCUAUGACUUUGAGAAGGUCAACGGUCGUCCCCAGUUGACCUUGACCUGGGCAGAAGACCCAGAACACCCCGAGCCGGCCACACAGGUCCUGACGUACUUCAGUAGAGUACAGGUCACCCUCAGUGCCGGCGAUCAACCUCUCAAGUACAACGCUUUGCUCAAGAGGCCUUAGACAACCAGGCCAGCAGGCAUCAUGGGAAAUGUGAACAGGUAGUCCGCCAUCUUGACAGAAAAAAUUCAUGCCACAAUUUUUUUUCAUGGGAUGGAAUGUGGUAUGCUCCUUGGUUUUUACAGAUUGAAGAAAAAAUAAUCAACUUGAAAAAUAAAAAAAUAGCAGCAAAACUAUGGUAUUGUCAAAGAGUACCUAACAAAUGUAGAACUAAGAGGUUUUUCCUACUAUAGAAAUUGUUUGCUGUUGGAAGAAAUACAUUGCUACAAUGAUAUAUAAUAGAUGUGUACUGACUUUUCUCGAAGAGACUUGAAUAUUUGCGACAUUUCCUAGGAAUGAUAAUUGUACUAGCAGUUUAAGCAGAAGUGAAUUGAAUAUCUAACUUUAUUCUAAGUAGCUGAAAUCUGUCUUUGAUACUCUGAAACUAUUAUAAUACUCUGAGAAACAAGGAGGAGAACAUUGUGAGCAAAUGCACUGUAGUGAAGUAGAAAAAGGUUUGACAGAAUUAUCCAAUGGUACUUACUGUUUGGCCAAAUAUUUCUGGCAACAAGGCACUAUAUCUGUAUUAACUGGUUUGUUUUUUGUUAUCGCUUAUAUAAUAGAGGAAUUUUGUAUUUCAAGAAAAUUGUGUCUUUGGUCAGAUUGGGGCAAUUUAAGAAGAAUUAAGGCAGCUGCACUAACACCUAACACUGCACCUACAGUUACAAAGAAUCGUAGGCUGGAUGUUAUGGCUGUAGUGGUAUUGGAUAUAACCUUGUACAAGAGUGCCAUAUGCUUUAUUUGCUCGUUUUCUUGGUGCUAUAUAGAGUUCAACUAACACUAGCAGUUGUGAAUGAUUAAAUUACACGCAUGUUGCACUGAUUCCAUAAUAUUUUGUAGGGUUUAACCAUGAGUGCUGUCAUACAUCAUGUAGAGCUGGUGUGAUUGUAAUUUUGGACUAAGCUGCAGUCACUGUUGUUUGAUACCUAGACGCUUGUCGCAAUUUGCUUCGAAAGAUUUUGCUGUCAAGCACUUUGUCUAAUAAUGAGCUUUUCCAUGUCUUCAUAUUGUGGUUGUGUGUGGAAAGUGUUUCUAAAUUUUUUCAUUAACGCCAAAGGUUUGCAAUGGAAUGAAACCAGAAAAUAUCCAUCGAAAUGGGUCAUCAAAAUAGUCUGAAGUUGUCUGUGUCUGAUGGAGUUUUCUGUAAGAAUGCACCUUCUUGUCAUGGGUAUAGUUUCAUUUUAUGCCACAUUGCAGUUUGUGCUAAAAUCAAUGCAUCACCACGUUAGUAUUUUCACUAUGAUGUUGCUAUAGCAAGCUUAACAUUUGUUGCAAAAGACACUUGUUUUGAGUACCGUGUAAAAUUUUCAGUGUGUGUUGAUCAAAUUAACAGCUUAAAAUAUCUGUGCUGAAGCAUUUAUGCAUGUAUGCUGCAUUUCAAACAUUUUAUUUUUCAAUCACAACAUUUGAGUGAAUCGUUGCUAUCAAAAAUAAUUUUUCUUUCUAAUGCCGUUUGGAUAGUUACUAUACACCAGACAAAAAGGAUUUCUAACCAUGCCUAAUAGAUACUUGAAUAUCUCUAAUGUUUGAUAUGAUGAUUGUCCAGCCUACAAUGUAGUGAUUUAUUUUUGCUAACUUACCAGCUGCCUUGGUCAUCCCUUUGCUGCUCACCUCUGAUAUAUCAAUGUGCCAAGUGUGGAAGUUUUUGGAAGCAAAUUUGUGGAAUUUGGAACAGCAAAAAUUGUAGCUGUCAUUACUUGUGGGUGAAUUUGAACGUGUACUCUUUGGAGAGACAGACAAGAAAAUGGAAUAAAAGAUGCAGAUUUGCUGAUUAGUAA
Messenger RNA from Branchiostoma belcheri (Belcher's lancelet), 4912 nucleotides. Its product is annotated as DIS3-like exonuclease 2. Gene Ontology annotation, biological process: miRNA catabolic process. Gene Ontology annotation, cellular component: exosome (RNase complex); P-body. The record is from RefSeq and is a predicted model, not a curated record. NCBI's taxonomy places the organism in Eukaryota, Metazoa, Chordata, Leptocardii, Amphioxiformes, Branchiostomatidae. Gene Ontology annotation, molecular function: 3'-5'-RNA exonuclease activity; RNA binding. The coding region runs from base 387 to 3098 and encodes 903 amino acids. The transcript has 22 exons.